AUGGCGGCUUUAUCGUCGGCGAUGUUGGGAAGUUACCGGCCAGUGACGACGGAGCUGAGACCAAUCACACGGUGGAGAGUGAAGUGCCAAGUGUCAUCCGUUAAACCCGCUACGUAUUCCUCAAGACUCUCCACAGAUAUUCCUCUGCACGAGUCUCCUCAGGCAUUGUUUGAUGAGUAUUUAGAGGACAAAUCGAGAGUAUUCGAAGCAAUGUUUCCAGAUAAACCCAGAAGCCAUAGGCUUAACGAGGAAGAGUGGAGAAUUCAGAUGUUACCAAUAAACUUCUUAUUCCUCACUGUGUGGCCUGUCGUCGAUAUGAGAUUGAGGUGCAAAUCCAACGGUCAUGAUUAUCCGCCAGAUGUACCUUCGGAUAUAACCAAAGUUGUUGAGCUCAGCAUGACGAGAUGGGAGCUUAAAGGGCUUAACCGAGUAAUGGAACCGUCUGAUUUCAGUUUGGGAGUCAAAGGAGCAUUGUAUCCUGACCGGAGAGGAAAGAACACAAGGCUUAGAGGUCAAUUAGAAAUGAACAUAAGCUUUGUUCUUCCUCCGGUUCUUGAAUUGAUACCCGAAGAUGUUAGGAGAAACGUGGCCAAUGCGGUUUUGACUGGUUUAGUGGAGAACAUGAAGCAUAAGGUUAAUGGGAGCUUGCUCGCUGAUUAUAGCAGGUUCAAAAAUGAGAGAAAAUUACUUAAGCAAUCGAGUUGA
Molecule: messenger RNA, 705 nt
Organism: Arabis nemorensis
Lineage: Eukaryota; Viridiplantae; Streptophyta; Magnoliopsida; Brassicales; Brassicaceae
Source: the annotation of a GenBank genome assembly